ACUGGGGGCCGAAACAGUGUGCGAGAGAAGUUUAAUGUAUGUAAGUCAACAUUGCCCCAGUGUAGUCGGCGACAGUCGGGAAGACCGUGGUCGGGAAGCAGCAGAGUGGAGAACUGCGGAAAAGUUUCCCGGCACAAGGAGUACGAAACGCGGGAGUUCCCCGACGCGAUAAACUCGUACGGUGACUCUAGCUGUGAAGUGCAUUUAUUCAGAUUUUUUCGACCAAGAAGGAUUUGAUCCAGACCGUCCAGACGCUCAUGCUUUAUGCUAGGCCUUUACACGAGAGUUGCCACUUUCUAGUUCUUACGUUAAUAAGGAUCCAGUGAAGUUAUUAAAUCGUAGAGCCAAGUGAAGCGCAAUAUUCAUGGUUUCGGGGCACUGACGUGGCAAAAUACCAUGGAUAGGUCAAACCCACCAGACGCUGGGCAACGUCCACAUUGCAGAUAUCGUGGAAGAAAUAAUAAUGUGAAUAACAGCAAUAACAGAACACCAUAUCGGCGUAAUGAUCAUUCCCAAGAUCAUAAUGCCAAUGCAAACAAGAACAGAGGUCAGCAUCGUAGCAGAAGUAGUGGUGCCAAUAGGCAACCGACUAACAGAGAUCAGUAUAGUACACGAUUCUUCAAUUUCAGACGGUUGAAUGAUUUGAGUAUAAGCAAUAGUGAUGAUGUUGUUACAACAUUAACCAACAAGAAAGCUGACUUCGAAGAAUUAUUAAACAACAUUACCACCCCAGAUCUCAUGGUGGUCACAUUGCGAGUUUUGACCAAUGUUUCGCAAGCUAAUUUUGCUGAAAUUGUAACUAGUGUACUAAGCCACGCUUGCUCACCUAAAUUCCUCAAAGAAUUGGAAAGUUACUUGACAAAAUUGGCGUUUGAAAGUGCUAUUGACAAAAUGCAAAAUAGACUAUACCAUGAAGACAAGGAUAAUUUUUGGCUUAACCUGAUUGUGCUGUUUAAAAAAAUCAUGGAACUAUUGCCGAGUAAAGCUAGGGACGAAUUAACCCCCAUUUUACAAAAAAUAAUCCCAAUUACCACAGCUAUUGAGCUUAGGGAUGGAUACAAAAUUCGUGAACAGUUGAAAAAUGAUGCAUCAAAUAUGCUGCAAGAGUUGGAAAAAGAAAUUAAGAAAAUUGAAGACAAAAACAAAAAACGUGAGACAACUUCUCAAGAAGUUGUGGAAGAGAAUCCACCUGAAGAUUUCAGAUCAUUGAGCGUUAUACCAACAGUGGAAGACUUGUACAAUCAAAACCCUUUUGUCAGGGCAUGCAAAAUAAAAGACGCAUAUGAUUCAGUUGAACAUUACUUGGAUGUUCAGUUUCGUUUGUUACGUGAAGACUUUGUAUCCCCUCUGCGCAGUGGCAUACAAGAGUAUUUGCAUGGUCCUGCGAAAUACCGAAAUCACGAUCUUCGGAUUUAUAAAAAUGUAACACUCAUAGCCCCAGAUGUUGCGAAAAAUAAUAGUGGAAUUUUGAUCUCAUUUGGUGUACUAAAAGUAAAGUGGCAUACAUCAAAAAGAUUCAUGUUUGGUGGAUUAUUACUUCUGAGUAAAGAUAACUUCAACACUAUUCUCUUUGUGACUGUUGCUAAUCGCGAUGAAAAAGAACUCGAAAAAGGAUUUGUUUUGAUAGAACCUUGUCAGGGUACAAAAAUCACUCGAGAUUUAUACAGCUCUAAGUUUGUUAUGUUGGAAUCAAAGAUAUACUUUGAACCAUAUUUAGCAGUCCUAAAUGCUAUGCGACUUAUGAGGGAAUCCAACUUCCCAAUGACAAAGUAUCUCGUAAAUGCUGAUACUUCCACUUCUCUGCCUCGUUACCUUACACCAGGUCAAAUGUUGCAAUACGAAGAUUUCAGUCUUCCUAUUGACGGAGAUCAUCUUUGGCCGAGUGCCAAGGAAAUGAAAUUAGAUGAAACACAGUACAAAGCAUUUAGGUGUGCUCUUACACAAGAGUUUGCAGUAAUCCAAGGACCACCAGGAACAGGAAAAACAUUUAUUGCAUUGAAAAUAGUGGGCACUUUGUUGGAUAACAUAAAAUAUUGGAAGCCUCAUGGACCAAUUGUUGUUGUUUGUUUGACCAAUCAUGCCUUGGAUCAAUUUCUGGAAGGUAUUCUCCAGCACACUAAUUCCAUAGUGCGUGUUGGCAGCAGAUCGAAAAGUGAAGCUUUGAAACACUUCACGCUAAUGGAAAGACGCAAGGCAGUCCAAUGUGGUUAUAGGAAUCAUGCGUUGUCAGUAAUGUAUGACGUGAAACGUGAAUUGGAGAGUGUUCUGAGUUCUAUUCAAAGAAUGCGCGCAUCUCUUAAGCAUUUGACCACCGCGGAGGCUAUUGUACCUUUGAGCUGUCUGCAAGAAUAUUGCCAUGAUGUAGAAUUACAGCGAAUCAAAUCCAAUGAAGAACUGGUAAACUUAAUCGUGAGUACCAAUCUAACUAUGGUUCCACAAAGUUCACCACCAAUUCAAGAUCUGGAAGGUGCUACUGCUGAAAAUUUUCCCGAAGAAAAACUUCCAUAUGAUGAAAACGUACAUAUGGAUGACGAAUUAGAACUUAACUUGAAUUUUCAAGUUGAUGAUUCUGAUAAACUUAUUUUUCCCUUGAGAAGUAUAGAUAUGCUGAUUCACAGGCUGAAUCAACAGAUACUUGAAUACAGAAGUUUAGGCCCAGAGGUGCAUGCUCUGCCAUUUGAUCCAACCAUUGAAUGGGAAGAGGAUUUAAAUGCAUUGUUCGUACAACGAACGAAUCUACAGCAAAAAUUGAAUUCACAUCCAAUAAUAAACACUAACCAAAGAUUCCCAGUCAGCAAUCCUCGCUGGAGAAUGUACUGGAAGUGGGUAAAGAUAAGCUAUGAAAAUGUAAUGCAGAAAAUAACUGAGAUGGAACGUACAUCUCGUCAACUGCGCUCAAAAUUGGAUGAAGCUAAACAACUGGUUGAUUUGGCUGUACUACGAGAACAUAAAAUAAUUGGGCUUACCACAACUGGUGCUGCCAAACAACACGCAUCUUUACGUGCUCUUCAUGCUCCCAUAGUACUAGUGGAAGAGGCGGCAGAAAUUCUUGAAGCACACGUUGUGUGUUCUUUGACGAAGGCUUGCCAACAUGUGAUCCUGAUUGGGGAUCACAAACAACUUCGACCGAAGGCGUCUGUUUACAAACUGGGCACAAAAUACAAUUUGAACAUAUCGCUCUUUGAAAGAAUGGUUAAUAUCAGAGGUGAUUGCACACAAUUAGCGUAUCAGCACCGAAUGAGACCACAGAUUGCCAAAUUAAUCUGCCCGCCAAUUUAUCCGACACUUUAUAAUCAUCAAUCAGUACUUGAUUACCCUGCGGUAAGAGGAUUGGUAAAAAAUAUAUUUUUCCUUAAUCACAACAACCAUGAAAAUAGCCAUAAUAGCGAAGAAAGUUGGACUAACCCAUACGAAGCGCAAUUUCUAGUGGCAUUUGCUAGACACCUAAUACUGCAAGGUUACAGUGGCACAGCAAUCACCAUAUUGUGUACUUAUACUGGACAAUUAUUUGCUCUUAUGAAGGAAACUGCUCGUUAUACAAUUCUCAAACAGGUACGUGUAACAACAGUUGACAAUUACCAAGGUGAAGAGAAUAAGAUCAUUCUUCUCUCACUCGUACGCAACAAUGGUGAAGGGAACAUUGGAUUCCUUAAAGAGGAAAACAGAGUCUGUGUGGCAUUAUCUCGUGCACGUGAAGGUCUCUACAUAAUGGGAAACAUGAAUGACCUUCUUACAAAAAAUGAGAUCUGGCCAAAAAUUAAUACUGUUUUAGAAAAUGAGAAUGCCAUAGGUGAUACCCUUGAAUUAAGAUGUCAAAUACAUUCUGACCAGUUGCUAAAGAUACAGAGUGUGAGUGAUUUCCAACAAUGUCCGGAAGGUGGUUGCUUGAAGAAAUGUGACGGUGAUUUACCGUGCGGACAUUCUUGUACAAGUAUUUGUCACACAUUAGAUAGGGAGCACAAUGAAUUUCAAUGUAAGCAAGCCUGCAUUAAAAGUUGUCCGAAUGAUCAUCCUUGUCCGCUCAAGUGUUUUGAAGGCUGUAAACCAUGUCGAGUGAUGGUAGAUCGUCAACUCAAAUGUGGGCACACUGUGCAAAUGCCUUGUGGAUGUGAUGUAGAAACAUUUGAAUGUUAUAUUACGGUAAACGCCAUCUUACCGCAUUGUAAUCAUGAAAUUAAAAAACCUUGCUAUCAACCUAUUGAAAAGUGCAAGUGCCCGCAUCCUUGUGAGAUUCGUUUGGCAUGUGGUCAUAGUUGCAGACUUACUUGCCAUGCUGAUGCAGAUCCUGAUCAUAUUGAGUACCUCUGCUAUAAAGAUUGUGCAAAAAAUAAUAUUGGUUGCACUUCCAACCACCCAUGCAAGAAACGAUGCCAUGAGACAUGUGGAGAGUGUACCAUAUAUGUACAGAAAACGCGCUCCUGUGGCCAUUAUUAUAAAAAGAUUCAAUGCGCUGUAAAUGUAGAAGAUUUGUUAUGCAAAAGACCUUGCAAGCGUGUUAUGAGUUGUACUCACAAAUGUGAUCGCCAAUGCUAUGAAGUUUGCGGUGGCUGUGAAGUAAAAGUCAAUAAACUCAGUCCUUGUGGGCAUACUGUGGAAGUCAAAUGCAGUGAAGAACCAACACGUUCUAAAUGUGGUGCUAAAUGCCAAAGAAUAUUAAUGUGUGGUCAUCCCUGUGCAGCAAAAUGCAAAGAACCAUGCACUGACAAAUGCAAAGUAAUGACUCGUCGAAGUGAACCUGGGCUAUGCGGGCAUAUUUUCUCAGUGCCUUGUCACUUACGAAGCAUUGAAUCGAGCUCUAAAGAGAUACUGAUGUACUGUAAGGAACCAUGCAGAACACAACUAAUUUGUGGACAUUUAUGUAGCGGGACAUGCGGAAACUGCAACCAAGGACGUAUGCACAUCUCUUGUAGACAGCCUUGUGGCAACAUCCUUGUUUGUGGACAUAAGUGUGAUGUGCCCUGCAGGCAGGAAUGUCAACCCUGUAAGAAGCCUUGCGAAGUCAAAUGUUUUCACACCAGAUGUAACAAGAAAUGUGGAAUACCUUGUACGGAAUGUAAAGAACCUUGCAUACGGAAAUGCGUACACCAAAAAUGCAAUAAACGCUGCUAUGAACUAUGCGAUAUAGAACCAUGUAUUGAACCUUGCACGAAGAUGUUAAAGUGCGAACAUCCUUGUGUUGGCUUCUGUGGCGAUCCUUGCCCACCAUUAUGCCGAAUUUGCGAUAAAGAGGAACUCACAACAAUUUUAUUUGGCAAUGAAGAUGAUCCAGAUGCAAGGUUUAUAUUUCUGGAAGAUUGUGGUCAUUGUAUAGAAAGUGAUGCACUCACAAUAUGGGCAUCAAAAUGCAGUGAGAUGAUUCAAAUGAAAACUUGUCCCCUCUGUAAAACUCCUAUAAGAAAGUGUAUGAGAGUUAUGAACCAAAUCAAAAAAGAUAUGGCUGAUGUACUACAAGUAAAGAUAAAAGUAUUCGGUGAACCGAACACACAAAAAAUUAGGCAGACAAAUAUUGUUGAGACAAUACAAGAUAUGAAUUCCGACUUGGAUGUUGCAGAUUUCAAAUUUCCGGAGGUGAAGAAUUUAUUACAAAACUUACGAGAAAACGGAAUCCUCAUAAAAAAUAGAAAAUGGCAAACUUUGAGUUUACAAGAACUUGACGCUAUGGAAACCGUGUUGAAACUUCUACAAGAGAUGCUUGACAUACUGAAGUCAAUAAAAGACCGUUCUGUUAAAUCUUAUCAACAUGUGAAAAAUCAAUUUCUUAUGCUAGUGCAGUUUCUUCCAACACGAGGCCAAAUAUCCAAUCAAGAAUUAGAAGAUAUUGCACUAGAAAUUCAACGGCUAAGAUACAUGGCGAAAAUGUGCGAAAUAGAUGAUAAGUCUGGAAUUGCUCAUCAAAAAGAAUACGAUGCAGUAUUAGUAAAAUUAUUAGGCAUUCAAAAAUUCACCAAAAGCAGAGAAUUGGAAGUUAAACAGGGAAUACAAAUUGCAAUACAGCAGUUUGAUAAUAACAUUAUCAAAGAACAAAAGAUGAUUGUCAAAGCAAUGGGCUUUAAACAAGGCCAUUGGUAUAAGUGUCCAAAUGGCCACUUUUACGCGAUAGAUGCUUGUGGUGGCGCAAUGGAGGAAAGCAAAUGCAUGGAGUGUGACGCCAGAAUUGGUGGCACUUCGCAUCGUUUGAGAGCUGAUAACAGAGUAGCUACAGAACUUGAUGGGGCUACGCGUCCCGCUUAUCCUUAGGGCCUUGUCUGCCUGCCACUGAUUUCAUAUUUUAACCCUUAAUAUUCAAAUACAUAUUAUACAUCUGUUGAAUACUAAUGUAUCUUUUGAUUUGACAACUUUCGAAGUAUUGUAGUUAUGCCAAUGAACAAUUGAUUUCAAUGAUGCAUGUUUUUUGGAGCCUUACUAGUAUUCAGUUUGAAAAAUAUGAACGAUAAUGUAUUGAUUCGAAAAAGAAACGAAGAAGUUGUUCUAUAUAUUUUUUUUCUUUGAUUUCAUAUAUAUUCAGAGUUACAAUACAAAUUCUUGUCUUCUGCGUAUUUAAGUACAGGUUCCUAAAGGGUAACGAUCUUAAAAUAAUUAAAAAUACCGUAUUAACCGUAAGCAAAUGAGUGUGAGUAACACUCAUAUAUAAUAAAUAUUAUAAGAAGCAGGUAUCGCCCUUAGAUAAGUAGCUAAGAAGCUAUUGAGUUUCACUACUCACAUAAUCGAUUGAUAUCCAAUGAGAGAACCUGAAUUAUAAUAAGAUUAAUUUUCUAUCCUGCCGUAUGCAAUGUAUAUAGACACCUGCCAAAAAUGACACUAAAGUUUAUCUUCUACUAUCGAGUAGAGUGUGUGCACUUUUGAAAGAAAUUUCGUCCAACGGUCAGCCGCGAUACGAGACGAUUCAUGUUAACCGCCUAUGUUCUUGAAGGAAUAACAAAAUAACCGCCUUUCUCAUAUUUAUUAGAUGAUAUAAAAGAUAAUUCAUGUAUGGAAAUGUUGAAUAAAAUGAAAUACUACAAUGAA
Messenger RNA from Neodiprion fabricii, 7005 nucleotides. RefSeq names its product NFX1-type zinc finger-containing protein 1-like. Gene Ontology annotation, cellular component: nucleus; nuclear RNA-directed RNA polymerase complex. NCBI's taxonomy places the organism in Eukaryota, Metazoa, Arthropoda, Insecta, Hymenoptera, Diprionidae. The record is from RefSeq and is a predicted model, not a curated record. Gene Ontology annotation, molecular function: zinc ion binding; helicase activity. The coding region runs from base 397 to 6237 and encodes 1946 amino acids. The transcript is spliced from 16 exons. Gene Ontology annotation, biological process: regulatory ncRNA-mediated heterochromatin formation.